CUUACAUUUUAUAUUUUUUCCCCAAUAUAAAAAACCAAUUAUGAGCAUGAAAAUCUUUCCCCCAGCGCUCUGUUAUUUUAUUUUAUUUUAUUUUAUCUAAAUUAAUAAUCAAAUUAUGAUCAUAAGAAAAUCUUUGGCUCAACUAUUUUGUUAUAUUUUUAUUUUUUUGGGGCGGGGGUCGCCAAAAUUUUAUUCUUAUCUCUUGGGAGCAAAUGGUUGCUGUAGUUUGUAAGUUCGGCCGUGGGCUCGUUGGAGCUCGCGCCCGUCACGAGCGCUCCAUAUUAUUAUUCAUUUUUUUAUUUCUGAUGCAGUGAGAGAAGAGGAGUAGCAGUAGGAGUGAAAACCCAAUCCCCAAUCCCCCAAUGCCCAGAUUCUUGAACCACUCCUAGCUCUCUUCGAUUUGCGUGACCCUUCCCCCAGCAUCAUCCCCCACAAUUUGAAGACAAAAUUUUCCCACACAGUGAUAGGUCAACAUGAAGAGGGAGCAUCAUCAUCUGCGCCCUCCUUCUGCUCAAGAUCUCUCCGCCGGCUGCGGAGGAGGUAGCAGCAGCGCCACCACUGGCGGUUCCAUGGCGGCCACCGGGAAGGCCAAGGCCUGGGAGGAGGCCCAGACCGACGCCGUUGAUGAGCUUCUCGCGGUGUUGGGGUACAAGGUGAGGUCCUCGGACAUGGCGGAGGUGGCUCAGAAGCUGGAGCAGCUCGAAGAGGUCAUGGGUAAUGCUCAAGAAGAUGGGCUCUCGCAAAUCGCUUCCGAGACGGUUCAUUAUAAUCCCUCGGAUCUCUCGACCUGGCUCGAGAGCAUGCUCUCCGAGCUCAAUCCUCCCUCCAAUUUCGAUUCCUUGCCGCAGGCGGCGGUGCUCGACAAUCCCUAUUUUGCUCCGGCGGAAUCUUCCACCAUCACCUCCUUGGAUUGCUCCUCCAAUCAUCACUACCAAGAACCUCCGUCGCACCACUCCCGCCAUCACCAACAUCACCACCGGUCUCGAAUAUUUGAAGAUUCUUCGUCCUGUGACUACGAUCUGAAAGCAAUUCCGGGGAAGGCAAUUUACGGCAACCAAAUCGAACAAGUUUCUUCCAGGGAUAGCAAGCGAUUUAAGCCCUCUGUGUCAUCUUCCUCCUCGCUCGACGUUUGGGGAGUGCCCCCGGAAUUGGCGCGGCCGGUGGUUCUCAUGGAUUCGCAGGAGAAUGGAAUUCGCCUGGUUCACACCUUGACGGCGUGUGCGGAAGCUGUCCAACAAGACAACCUCAAGCUCGCGGAGGCGCUGGUGAAGCAGGCCGGUAUUCUCGCUGCGUCGCAAGCCGGCCCAAUGGGGAAGGUCGCCACCUACUUCGCCGAAGCCCUUGCUCGUCGAAUCUACAGGCUCUACUCGCAAAAUCCUCUAGAUCCGAUCCUCUCAGACACUCUCCAGAUGCACUUUUACGAGAUCUGCCCGUACCUGAAAUUCGCACACUUCACCGCCAAUCAAGCCAUCCUCGAAGCCUUCGCCGGAAAAAAGCACGUCCACGUUAUCGAUUUCAGCAUGAAGCAGGGGAUGCAGUGGCCGGUGCUGAUGCAAGCUCUUGCCCUCCGGCCCGGCGGCCCACCUACUUUCCGCUUAACCGGGAUUGGUCCUCCGACGACGGACAACACCGAUCACCUGCAAGAAGUGGGGUGGAAGCUGGCUCAGCUAGCGGACACAAUUCGCGUCAAGUUCGAGUACAAAGGGUUCGUGGCCAACAGUUUGGCAGAUCUCGACGCCUCCAUGCUCGAUCUCCGACCUGGUGAGGCCGUGGCCGUGAAUUCAGUAUUCGAGCUGCACAGAUUGCUGGCGCGGCCCGGCGGGAUCGAGAAAGUUUUAUCGGCGGUGAAGCAGAUGAACCCGGAGAUAGUUACGUUGGUGGAACAGGAAGCAAACCACAAUGGGCCGGUUUUCCUGGACCGGUUCAUGGAGUCGCUGCACUAUUACUCUACCCUGUUUGAUUCGCUGGAGGGGUGCGGGGCGUCGGCGCCGGUGAACGGCGAUGACAAGUUGAUGUCGGAGGUAUACUUGGGGCGGCAGAUCUGCAACGUGGUGGCGUGCGAGGGUGGGGACCGGGAGGAGCGACACGAGACGCUGGCUCAGUGGCGAACCCGGUUCGUGGAGGCUGGGUUCGCAUCGGUGCAGCUUGGAUCCAACGCGUUCAAGCAGGCAAGUAUGUUGCUGAGUCGCUUCGCGGGCGGGGAGGGGUACCGGGUGGAGGAGAACAGCGGGUGCCUCAUGCUGGGGUGGCACACUCGGGCGCUGAUCGCCACCUCCGCCUGGCAACAGGCGAACAGAGGGGCGCAUGGUGAGCGAGCUCAGUGAGCGAACCCGGUUGAGUUGGAGCUAACACGAGCUGAGUUAGGAGGAAGCGAGUCACGAGGGAAAUGGCAAUUGGCAGGCUACCACCACCAAAGUCCAAAAUUUGCCAAAGAGGGGAAUGCCUUUGCUGGGUGCCCGCCCUGUGACUGUGAGGGACCGACACCCACCACCACCCCUCUACUGUCUGCCUUUUUCUUCUUUUCUCAGAUAUUUUGCUCAUUUUUUUUCUUUUAUAGCUUUCAUUUUUCUGUUUUAUUGUGGGGCCGGGUGGGUUCAAUGUGUAUUUAUGAACAGCCUUAAUAAAAAAGAAAAAAAAACCCAUAAAAAUCUCUUUAUCGCGGUUUAAAAA
Messenger RNA from Malania oleifera, 2670 nucleotides. RefSeq names its product DELLA protein GAI1-like. NCBI's taxonomy places the organism in Eukaryota, Viridiplantae, Streptophyta, Magnoliopsida, Santalales, Ximeniaceae. Gene Ontology annotation, molecular function: DNA-binding transcription factor activity; sequence-specific DNA binding. Gene Ontology annotation, biological process: salicylic acid mediated signaling pathway; regulation of reactive oxygen species metabolic process; negative regulation of seed germination. Bases 474 to 2324 code for a protein of 616 amino acids. The record is from RefSeq and is a predicted model, not a curated record. Gene Ontology annotation, cellular component: nucleus. The transcript has a single exon.